This is a messenger RNA of Sorghum bicolor (sorghum), 832 nucleotides long. RefSeq lists its product as uncharacterized. The record is from RefSeq and is a predicted model, not a curated record. Lineage: Eukaryota; Viridiplantae; Streptophyta; Magnoliopsida; Poales; Poaceae. The transcript has a single exon. Bases 151 to 432 code for a protein of 93 amino acids.
CUUUUUAAACCCCCUCAUCUCUCAAGCGUGUUCUUGGCCACACUACUACUCAUCAUCCUAGCCACUGCACCUCUCUCAAUUCAAAAGUAACAGAGACAACAGCUAGCUAGCUUCUGUGAUUUCUCUAGCCUCUUUCAAGCUCAACUAGCCAUGGAAGGCAUCAUCCCGUUCAUCUUCAAGGUCAUAGCGCAGUACAAAGAAGAAGGGCAUGCCGCCUCCUUCGCUGGCAUGGCCUCUGACGAUUCUGUCGAACCCUCCUCCCCGGUGUCGCCAUCGUACGUGCUCCUGCCUGGUGACUCCGACGAGCGCCACCGCGACGAGAGGGACGACGGCCGGCAGCUCCGCCCGACGUCCGUGGACUCCGAGGCCGUCACCACCUGCACCGCGAGACCCUCUCCACUUCGAUGCUCGACGCUGCGCCGGCGAGCCUAGGAUGGUGGAUUCUGCAGGUUCGGUAACACCGAGCGAUGCCUCGCAAGAUAUAAGUUUUGGUGGGUGUGAUUAUGUGCAAAUGGUGAGAAACAGUACGCGUUGAGAUUUGAGAACAAACAUACUAGUUUCAAGUUCUGUAUGCAUCUUUUUAGCUUUUGUGCCUUUUUUUCUUACGCUGUGAUGUGAAAGGAGCUUUGUAUGCCUAGGCACGAGUCUCAAAGGAGGCUUCGUAAGUGCGCAACAGCACGAGGCAUGUAACAUGGUUGCAAGAACCGUUGUGCUACUUCCAUUCCAUACGAUUUCUACUGUACCUGUACAGGAUGUUACUUCUGUCAUCUUCUUCUGUUUGGGUGGAAAUUCUGUUAUUUUGACAUUAAUAAAAAAAAUCUGUCAUUUUAUC